Molecule: messenger RNA, 1648 nt
Organism: Syngnathus acus (greater pipefish)
Lineage: Eukaryota; Metazoa; Chordata; Actinopteri; Syngnathiformes; Syngnathidae
Gene: fads2
Product: fatty acid desaturase 2
Exons: 13
Coding region: 246-1565 (439 amino acids)
Biological process (GO): lipid metabolic process
Cellular component (GO): membrane
Molecular function (GO): oxidoreductase activity, acting on paired donors, with oxidation of a pair of donors resulting in the reduction of molecular oxygen to two molecules of water
Source: RefSeq, a predicted model, not a curated record
CGGUCCUUUAUUUACUGUACGCCGAUUGGUCCAAAAGCCGUCGGAAGAUCGCCUCGGAAUUUGUAAUGAAUGACACCAUGAAAUAGUCAGCUAGGCAAAACGAGGUAAAUACAUUCUAAUUCGGCAGUUGUUCACAAUUUUAUAAAUGGAUCCGAACAGGAUGAGUGAGUUGUACAGGCGCGCCCGCGUGUGCUUCUAAAGCGCAGAGCGUGAGACCAACCCAAAAUAUACUGUGGCUCUGAGGAAUGGGUGCCGGGGACCAGCAGACAGAGCCAGCGGGAAGCGCUCUUUUCACCUGGGAAGAGGUGCAGAAACACUGCAGCAGAAAUGACCAGUGGUUGGUGAUCAAUCGGAAGGUGUACUGCGUCACCGAGUGGGCCAAGAGGCAUCCUGGAGGCUUUCGGGUCAUCCGGCAUUAUGCUGGAGAGGAUGCCACGGAAGCGUUUACUGCUUUUCAUCCUGACAAGAAGUAUGUGCAACGCUUUUUAAAGCCCUUGCUGAUUGGAGAGCUGGCGGAAACAGAACCUAGCCAAGACAGAGAGAAAAAUGUUGCAGUCAUCCAGGACUUCCGGGCUUUACAUGCAUAUGCAGAGCAAAAGGGUCUGUUUCGGGCCCACUCUUUGUUCUUCUUAGCCCAUUUGGCUCACAUCCUGCUGAUGGAGCUCCUAGCCUGGUUGCUCAUACGUCUCGGGGGGACCGGCUGGAUCCCGACGGCGCUCUGUUCCAUCUUAAUGGCAACUGCACAGAUCCAGGCUGGAUGGCUGCAGCAUGAUUUUGGUCAUCUGUCUGUCUUCAAGAAAUCCUCAUGGAAUCAUCUUACGCAACAAUUUCUCAUUGGGCACUUGAAGGGAGGUUCUGCUAACUGGUGGAAUCAUCGACACUUUCAGCAUCACGCUAAACCCAACGUCUUUAGUAAAGACCCCGACGUCAACAUGCUGAAGAUAUUUGUUGUCGGAGCCACUCAGCCUGUAGAGUAUGGCACCAAAAAGAUCAAACUUCUGCCCUACAACCAUCAGCACCACUACUUCUUCCUGGUUGGACCUCCACUGCUAAUUCCAAUUUAUUUCCAACUUCAAAUCAUGCGUGUGAUGAUCUCACGGUGUGACUGGGUGGAUAUGGUCUGGUGCUUUUCUUACUACCUUCGCUACUUCAGUUGUUAUGUUCCACUUUAUGGUCUCCUGGGCUCAGUGGCGCUCAUCAUGUUUGUCAGGUUUCUAGAGAGCCACUGGUUCGUGUGGGUGACUCAGAUGAAUCACCUCCCCAUGGACAUUGACCACGAGAAGCAUCAAGACUGGCUCAGCUUGCAGCUACAAGCCACCUGCAACAUUGAGACGUCCCCCUUCAACGACUGGUUCAGUGGGCAUCUCAAUUUCCAGAUAGAACAUCAUCUUUUCCCAACCAUGCCGCGUCACAACUACCACCGGGUGGCGCCACUGGUGCGCGCCCUGUGUGAGAAACAUAAAAUUUCUUACCAAGUGAAAACAAUGGGGGAAGGUCUGGUUGAUGUCUUCAGUUCACUGAAGACUUCAGGGAGUCUGUGGCUUGAUGCAUAUCUUCAUAAAUGAUCAUUUUCAUACAUUAGCUUUUUUUUUUGUCUGGGAUUGUAUUGUAUUUGAUUCUGUACUAUAAAAUGGAGUGUCUACCCUGA